CGGGCGGACUGUCGAAUUGUUUCGACGGCACGAAGACUCAAGUUUAGUUUGCCAUGAAAGAAUCCUUCCGUUUUCAUUUCCAAGGAACGAGAUAGAAUUAGGCUUGUAAUAUGAACGUGUGCAAAACCGAGUCGAUUAGCACUUUGAGCGAGCAGGAGGACGACCUCGAUUUCGAGGGGUCAAUCAUUUGGUCCCAAGAGGAACCGCUUUCCUCGAACGAGAUUUUAGAAUUUCAACCGGAACCUGAGAAUGAGAAUCGGCUCAAGUCUCUCUGCCGUUUAUGCGCCGGAGAAACCCCAAAUCCGAUUUAUAUUUAUUCCGAGUUCGGAGAAUCCCUCAGACUUUUGCAUAAAAUAAACACCUGUCUCAGUAUUAAGGUAAAAAAAACUGAUCCUCUUCCGAAGCAACUCUGUCCGACUUGCGUCGAAAAGAUCACCUGGUGCAACGACUUCGACGUGCAAUGCAUCAGAGCCGAGGAGACCCUCUUCGAGAUUUUAAAGCAAAGACAUUCGUUCAACAACUCCAAAAGCGAUGGGAACACCGAAGAGAAUUCAGAUUGCUGUCCGUUAUGCGUGGAAGGACGGAUGAGAGUAUAUGAAGAAGAUAAGGAAUCAAGGAAAGACAUUGAACUGUACGAUAGCGACAUCGUCCUCGAGAGCAGCGACGAAGAACAGAUUCCUAACGAGAUUAAAAUAGAAGAAGAACCAGAAAACGAAUCUAUAACGCUGGUCUGUCUAGGUACCAAACAGAAGUACUUGAAAUGUGGGGCUUGCAUGAAUCUGUAUCAUACGAAAGAGACUCUGGACGAGCAUAAAUGCAAGCCUAACUUGCAGUCUACUUCAAAACCGUACAAGUGCGAGGUUUGCUUCGCGACAUUCACUUUUGAGGAGAGACUGCAGUUCCAUCAAAAUUUUCACAAAGAUGCGAAGGCGUUGUACUGCGACAUUUGCAAGAUCACUUUCGGCAAGGAAUUGAAAUUGUAUUAUCACUACAAAAGGUAUCACUGCAAGGAUGGAAGAGUCUCCUGUUUGCAGUGUGGAAAGUUAUUUGAAAAUCAGGAUGGGUUGAAGAAACACGUUUGUGUAGAUGGGAAGACGAGGCCUCACGUCUGCGAGGUCUGCUCUAAGGGAUUCUGCGACGGAUACACUUUGAAACGACACGUGGUCACUCACCUCCCAGAGAAGCCUUAUAAAUGUCCGGAGUGUUCAAAGAGUUUCACACAGAAGUCGAGAUUGAACAAACACGUGGCGGGUCAUAGUAUCAUCUUCGAGAACAGUCAAACCAUUUGGAGAUGCGUUUGCUGCGGCGAAGCGUUUGGUAGCUGUGAAUCCGCGGACGAGCAUUGCAAGAAGCACGAGGAGAAGAUCAGUUUGAUCGAAGAAUUACAAGUACUAAAAUUGUACCACUGUGAAUUCUGCAGCAGUCAUUUUGCAGACAUGGAGCACUUGAAGAGCCACAGAGAGACUCACGUUAUUGAAACACCGUACUCUUGCACCCAGUGCAAUUCCAUAUUCAAGUCAUUCGCUGAGGCUGUCCUUCACUGGAAGGAACACCCGAGGAUAUUCAAAGUAUUGGUGGUGUUCUUCUGCGAGAUCUGCGACAAAGAUAUGAAAGAGCUGUCCUUGUUAUACAAACAUAAGCAGAAGAGGCACCAGCCUGUGGCUAGGAAGUCUGAGAAAGGGAAGGAGAAGUUCAUCUGCGAACUUUGCGGUAGCGUGUUUGCUAGCAUUGAAGAUUUUCAAGAGCAUGGCAAGUACAGGUGCUCUAAGUUCCCUUGCGAUAUCUGUGGGAGUCUUUUACCAACCGCCAAUUCAUUGAAUGCACACAAGAGGAGGCAUAGUGGCCUAAGACCGUAUGUUUGCAAUAUCUGUGGGAAGAGUUAUACACAGUCUAGCCACAUGUGGACGCACAAACGGUUCCACAUGGGCGUGAAACCAUACGCCUGUGAAUACUGCGACCAGAGAUUCACAAUAAAGCCCGACCUGGCUGAUCACACCAGGAAGAAGCAUACAAGGGAAAGACCGUUCAAAUGCGACGUUUGCAACAAGGCUUUCUUAACCGGCUCAGUGUUCUACCAACACAGAUUGAUACACAGAGGCGACCGGAGAUACAAGUGCCACUACUGUGAAAAGGCAUUCACCCGGACAGAGGCUUUGAACAAUCAUAUAAAAAUUCAUACUGGUGAGAAGCCUCACGCUUGCGACGUUUGUGGCAGAUGUUUCAGGCAAAAAGGAGACAUGAGGAAACACAGACGGACUCAACAUACUGCCAAACAAGAUACAAAGUAGAUUAAACUUCGAAUAUUAUAGGAUAUUUGUUCUGUUUUAAUUCCCUGUUUCGAUUCAUAGUUUUAACGAAUGUUCUCUGAUUAAUGAAAUGUAAAUAAAAGGACUUUAUAUAAUUUCGCGUUAUUUCUGAAAUCUCUCGGAAUUAUAAAUCCCGUAAACAGUACAAAUUGUAUAAAUUGACGGAUAAGAUUCACGUUUCUUCGGAUUAAAAAUUAGAAAAGCAUUAAG
Messenger RNA from Ceratina calcarata, 2516 nucleotides. Its product is annotated as zinc finger protein 595. Gene Ontology annotation, molecular function: DNA-binding transcription factor activity, RNA polymerase II-specific; zinc ion binding; RNA polymerase II transcription regulatory region sequence-specific DNA binding. The transcript has 6 exons. The record is from RefSeq and is a predicted model, not a curated record. Lineage: Eukaryota; Metazoa; Arthropoda; Insecta; Hymenoptera; Apidae. Gene Ontology annotation, biological process: regulation of transcription by RNA polymerase II. Gene Ontology annotation, cellular component: nucleus. Bases 111 to 2288 code for a protein of 725 amino acids.